This is a messenger RNA of Orycteropus afer afer, 2160 nucleotides long. RefSeq names its product calpain 12 (gene CAPN12). The record is from RefSeq and is a predicted model, not a curated record. Gene Ontology annotation, molecular function: calcium-dependent cysteine-type endopeptidase activity; calcium ion binding. Gene Ontology annotation, biological process: proteolysis. NCBI's taxonomy places the organism in Eukaryota, Metazoa, Chordata, Mammalia, Tubulidentata, Orycteropodidae. Gene Ontology annotation, cellular component: cytoplasm. The coding region runs from base 1 to 2160 and encodes 719 amino acids. The transcript is spliced from 21 exons.
AUGGCGUGCGGCAGCAAGAGGGUCACCAUCCAGCUGGUGGAUGAAGAUGCUGGGGCUGGGGCUGAGGGCCCGAAGCUCUUCCGGGGCCAGAGAUUUGAGGCAAUCCGGGCAGCCUGCCUGGACGCAGGGAUCCUGUUCCGUGACCCCUACUUCCCUGCUGGCCCUGAUGCCCUUGGCUAUGACCAGCUGGGUCCAGACUCAGAGAAAGCCAAAGGGGUGGAAUGGAUGAGGCCCCAUGAGUUUUGUGCUGAGCCCCAGUUCAUUUGUGAAGACAUGAGCCGGACAGACGUGUGCCAAGGGAAACUGGGUAACUGCUGGUUUCUUGCGGCCGCCGCCUCCCUCACUCUGUACCCCCGACUCCUGUACCGGGUGGUGCCCCCUGGACAAGGUUUCCAAGAUGGCUACGCAGGCGUCUUCCACUUUCAGCUCUGGCAGUUUGGCCACUGGGUGGACGUCGUGGUCGAUGACAGGCUGCCCGUGCGUGAGGGGAAGCUGAUGUUUGUGCACUCGGAACAGCGGAAUGAGUUCUGGGCCCCGCUACUGGAAAAGGCCUAUUCCAAACUCCACGGCUCCUAUGAGGUGAUGCGUGGGGGCCACAUGAACGAAGCCUUUGUGGACUUCACUGGCGGCGUUGGAGAGGUGCUCUACCUGAGGCGAGACACCCCAGGACUCUUCUCCGCCCUGCGCCACGCCCUGGCCAAGGAAUCCCUUGUGGGCGCCACUGCCCUGAGCGAUCGCGGGGAGUACUGCACAGAAGUCGGGCUGGUGAGGGGACAUGCAUACUCAGUGACGGGCACGCAUAAGAUGUCCCUGGGCUUCAACAAGGUGCGUCUGCUGCGGCUGCGGAACCCAUGGGGCCGCGUGGAGUGGAGCGGGGCCUGGAGCGACAGCUGCCCACGUUGGGACGCGAUCCCCGGGGACUGGCGAGAUGCCCUGAUGGUGAAAAAGGAGGACGGCGAGUUCUGGAUGGAGCUGCAGGACUUCCUCCAGCACUUCAACACCGUCCAGAUCUGCUCCCUGAGCCCGGAGGUGCUGGGCCCCAGCCCGGCUGGGGGCGGCUGGCACAUCCACACCUUCCAAGGCCGUUGGAUGCGGGGCUUCAACUCUGGCGGGAGUCAGCCUGGUGCUGGAACCUUCUGGACCAACCCUCAGUUCCGGCUGACACUGCUAGAGCCCGAUGACUGCGACGAGGAGGAGGAGCAGGGUCCAUGGGGGGGCUGGGGGGCGGCAGGGGCACGGAGCCCAGCACGAGGGGGCCACAUCCCUAGGUGCACUGUCCUCCUGUCACUCAUCCAGCGCAACCAGAGGCGUCUGAGGGCCCAGGGCCUCACCUACCUCACCGUGGGCUUCCACGUGUUCCAGAUUCCAGAGGAGUUGCUGGGCCUCUGGGACUCUCCGCGCAGCCGCGAGCUCCUGCCGGGCCUGCUGCGCGCCGACCGCUCGCCCUUCUGCGCCCGCCGCGACGUGAGCCGCCGCUGCCGCCUGCGGCCGGGCCACUACUUGGUGGUGCCAAGCGCGGCCCGCGCCGGCGACGAGGCCGACUUCACGCUGCGCAUCUUCUCAGAGCGCCGCCACACGGCCGUGGAGAUCGACGACGUGAUCAGCGCAGACCUGCAGGUCCUCAUGGUCCCCCACGUGCUCCUGGAGCUGGGCUUGGAGCAGUUGUUUCUGGAGCUGGCAGGAGAGGAGGAAGAGCUCAGUGCCCCCCAGCUCCAGGUCUUAUUAAGCAUUGCCCUGGAGCCUGGCAGGGCCCACACCCGGACCCCUGCAGAGAUUGGGCUCAGGACCUGUGAGCAGCUGCUGCAGUGCUUUGGGGGUGGGAAAAGCCUGGCCCUGCCCCACUUCCAGCAGCUUUGGGGCCGCCUCCUAGAGUGGCAGGCCACAUUUGACAAGUUCGAUGAGGAUGCCUCGGGAACCAUGAAUUCCUACGAGCUGAGGCUGGCGCUGAAGGCAGCAGGCUUCCAUCUGAACAACCAGCUGACCCAGGUCCUCACUAGCCGCUACCGGGAUAGCCGCCUGCGUGUGGACUUUGAGCGCUUCGUUUCCUGCGCAGCCCGGCUAACCUGCAUCUUCCGCCACUGCAGCCAGCAUCUGGAUGGGGGUGAGGGCGUCAUCUGCCUAACCCACAGACAGUGGAUGGAGGUGGCCACCUUCUCCUAG